Cylindrotheca closterium is the source of this 1317-nucleotide messenger RNA. Lineage: Eukaryota; Bacillariophyta; Bacillariophyceae; Bacillariales; Bacillariaceae. The record is from the annotation of a GenBank genome assembly.
AUGAGCACACCAGUUGCGAUAUCAAACAAACCGUGCCUUUGUGGAUACGAUUCAUCCUCAUGUGGAGGAGGCCACAUGACCAGUCAAUUGAAUAAUAGCAGUCGCAAAAGGAAACUCCAAGGGGCUUCUUAUUUUGAUGAUGUUCUGAUGGAAGGCAUGAAGAAUCUCUCUUUCGAUCAGAUUCAGCGUGAGCAAGAAUUGCUUCAUGGAGUUGCGGAUGACGUUGACCUGGAUGACAAUACGAUUGACGACCUGCUCCUUGAGCUGGAGUCGCAUCUUCACCGUAUGAAGAAAGGAACCGCGUACGAAUUAGCGGAGAGGCAAGACCCGUCGUAUGUUUCCAAUCGGGAAUUUCAGUUGGCUUUCUUACGAUCAAGUCAUUUUGAACCAAAAGCAUCAGCUGCGAAACUGAUUACCUUUUUCAAAUACAAACAAGACCUCUUUGGUGAAGACAGCUUGGUUCGGGACAUCACUGUGCAAGAUUUGAACCAAGAUGAUUUGAGCUGCUUAUUGGAUGGCAACAUUCAGUUCUCGCCAUUUCGUGAUCGAUCAGGUCGAACGAUCUUUGCGGAGUUCCUCGGCCUUCGAACCAAAAUGACUAUCCGGACAGUUUUGCGAGCCAGAUUUUACAUGUUAGCGAACAGUGUUGAAACCAUGAUAGACAUUAGCAAAGGAAGCGUCAUCGUAGGCUAUCUUGUUGAACAGUAUCACGAUCAUUUAAACGGUUGGGGGAUGCUGGAAGGAGGAAAGUUGUUUAUGGAAGCUGUCCCUUUCAGACUUGACGGCCUUCAUCUAUGUUACAGCAAUCCAAUAGAAUGCAUGGUAACAAGGGCAUCCAUUACAAUGCUGCCAUAUCAGGAACGUGUUAAAUUGCGGGUACACUUGGGAUCGCAUACAGAAUGCCAAUAUUUGCUCGCAAGCUAUGGUAUUACCAGAGGCUCGCUUCCCCUGAAGGGAAAGGAAAGUGAGAUGGAUUUGAGCUAUCAUAAUGCUUGGUUUCAGAGAAGAAUGCAACGAGAAGUAGAGCAACGGCAACAAGCUCCUGCGCUCAUUCCUUCUGCUCGAGCCACUGCAACGCACCAACGGAACACAUCCUGUCAUGACACCGCAUCAGGCCCAAAUAGUGCAAAUGAAAACGAUGUCUUGUGCUUGGCGAAAAGAGUCAAAGGUGUAGGAAAUGAACGGCUGCAUUCCUUGGCGCUCAUCUAUCUCGCAGCGUAUGACAAUGGAAGUAUUUCCAAUCGUCGCACAAUUGUUGCUGGGAUCAUUGCUGAAGUUUGCAGGCAUGGCGGCAGAUUUCUGAAGCCAGACCCUUGA